Messenger RNA from Coregonus clupeaformis (lake whitefish), 2495 nucleotides. Its product is annotated as homeobox protein Hox-A7-like. NCBI's taxonomy places the organism in Eukaryota, Metazoa, Chordata, Actinopteri, Salmoniformes, Salmonidae. The coding region runs from base 251 to 1009 and encodes 252 amino acids. Gene Ontology annotation, biological process: anterior/posterior pattern specification; regulation of transcription by RNA polymerase II. The record is from RefSeq and is a predicted model, not a curated record. Gene Ontology annotation, molecular function: DNA-binding transcription factor activity, RNA polymerase II-specific; RNA polymerase II cis-regulatory region sequence-specific DNA binding. The transcript is spliced from 2 exons. Gene Ontology annotation, cellular component: nucleus.
GUGUGUCUGUGUGUGUGUCUGUGUUCGUGUGUGUGUUAAUCCUACUCUGCAGUCUGUGCGCCAUAAUGAUAUCUCUGGCCCCGCUGGUGAUUGGCUACAGCGGUCACGGGGCUGGAUCACGUGAGUGAGUUCUUUGGUCCUGGGGAAAAUGGGGUUUGGUGUAAAUCUAGGGUGUAUUGCUGUCAUUUAUCACACUACCUCGUAAAAACGACAGUGAAGAUUCUGGGUCAACAAAUCACAAGGAAAAAAUAUGAGCUCUUAUUAUGUGGAUGGUCUUUUUAGCAAAUAUACGGCGACCGGUUCUUUCUUCCCAAACGCAGACCGGGGUUCGUGCGCUCUUCGACCCGGUGGAGAAGGACCCGCAUCUCCUCACAGUGCCGCAGCCCCUGCCUUCCCACCGUCCCUGUCCGGACUUUACAACGUCAACAAUGCUAUUUACCAUAGCCCCCCGAUGUUUACCCCUGCUUAUGGCCAGGGGCCGGAGGUGCACAGUCUGCACUGCAGCUCCUUUGACCAGAGCCGCCUGUUCGGGGACAGCUGCAUCCAGCCGGGGCCGGGUCCACUCACCUCGCCAGAGGACAAACAAUACCGGAUGUACCCCUGGAUGAGAACAUCAGAUCCAAACAGAAAGCGUGGACGUCAGACCUACUCCCGGUACCAGACACUGGAGCUGGAGAAAGAAUUCCACUUCAACCGGUACCUGAACCGCCGGAGGCGCGUGGAGAUAGCACACGCGCUCUGCCUGACUGAGCGCCAGAUCAAAAUCUGGUUCCAGAACCGGAGGAUGAAGUGGAAGAAAGAUCAUAAGGACGAGUCUUCGAGCUCAACCCUCGGUGGCACCCGUGAGGACGUAAACAAGGAUGGUGAUGGUGAUCCGGUAACCAACGGACAGUCCAAGGCCCAGGAGGCAGAGCGAGGAGACUCCCAGUCUGCCAGUGUAGCGUCAGAAACCCCUGCAAGAGAAGGAGAUGGUGACAUAGAGGCUAUUAAUGAAAGAAACACUCCAUAAAUGUUUGUAUUUGUCUAAUGUUAAAGAGGUAUACGCUCACAGAAUCGAUACACUCUGUUCAUCAUGUUUGUUCAUCAAUUUAGAGGUUAGUAAUGAUUGGUGAAACGACUUGCAAGGCUGAAAUUGAAAAGCACUUAUUUAAUGUACUGUAUACAAGCUAGUGAAAACACGGUCUCAAGCUAUAAAAGGCAUAUGUCUAUAUACACAUGAAAGGGAACGGAUACUACCUAUUUACACUACAGUAUUAUUAUGAAAACUCAAUUUGAUCUUUGAAUGUAGAAAAGGCCUACUGUAAAUGUUAUUCAAUAAUAAAUAUUAUUGGUUGGGAACUAUUAGAUAUUUUACUACUGAAAUAACAUUCCUGAACAGAGAACUACCUAAUGGGACAGUUAUAUCCAAGCAACUUCCGAAUUUAGCCUACGUCCAGUUUCAAUUGACUUAGACAGAGGAACCUUUUUCGCAUUCUAUUUGUCUCUAUUUAAAAUGGAAAUAAAUGCAAAUGUUGCGUAAAAGUGCCUUAGUUGAAUCAACUAGCGAAUAUGGCUUUAAUGUUUUACUGUCCCUUAUUCUCGUUAUAUUGCGCCGCUGUAGCUGUUACGGUUUGGCAUAUUCCCAUGUCUUAUAUUUGUGAGAGCUUGUCUUUUGGGGCCAUGUAGAGAUUGUAAUACAUAUUUGCAUGAUUCCAAAACAGCAAUGUUUAACACAAAAAUGAAUAGUCACAUUUGUAUACCCUACCUCAGAUUUUACGUCAGAGACUAUAGACCUAUAGGUUACUACUGUCUCACGGAAUUUCAAUACCGUAUAACUUCUUGUAUAUAUGUGAAAUGUAAGUCUUUGUAUACACUGUGACGUCGUGUUGUUAGUGUAUUUUUGCGUCCUCUAUAGAUCAAUAUAAUUUUUUUGUGGACGUGAGUGUGUCCGCUUGCAUGCGUUUGUAGGCUAUUUGUAAAUUCGGGAAAUUGUGUGUUUGUUUUAUCUGAUCAAAUGUAUAGAAGAGAAUUGCUCCAAUGUUCAGAAAUAACCUAUACGCUCACUUCACAUUCACCGCUUUGACUCGGAGGUAUUCUUAUUUUGACAUUAUGCAAGAUACUAUAUUUUAAUCCAAUAAAAACAAAACCAUUCAGUUUUGAAAAUAGCUUCGUAACGAAUUUCUUGUAAGCCAACCAUACAUUUAUGAAAACUUUAGCCAAAAUGUUAAGAAAGCACAUAUAGCCAACAUGCCAAAAUAGAUGGUAUUACCCUAAAUUAUGCAUGGGUGAAAAUAUUUGUGUUACUUUCUUUUUUUUUUUACAUUCAAGACAUUUGUUUUUAUAUGACAAGAAAUAUUGACAACACUGUAAGCCUACACAUAUGCUAUAACAUAACACAAUGCCCAUCUGGCUUAUUCAGCAGGAAAAGUGAAAAGAGAUGAUGAAACCCAUGACACAUUUGUUUAAAGGAUUGUUCACUAUUUUACAAAUUCAUUUGAGAUGGUUCCCCACCCUGA